AUGCUGGUCGGCCGAUCGAUUCAGGGUAUUGGCGCAGGUGGCAUCAUGGCUCUGACCGAAGUGCUUCUUGCAGACCUCAUCCCUCUCAAAGAACGAGGAAAGUGGUUCAGCAUCCGCCCAGGGACUUGGGCUCUGGAAACAGUCGCGGGCCCCCUCAUCGGGGGAGGAUUUGCUCAGUCGUCGGCUUCGUGGCGGUAG
This is a messenger RNA of Penicillium canescens, 198 nucleotides long. RefSeq lists its product as uncharacterized. Gene Ontology annotation, biological process: transmembrane transport. The record is from RefSeq and is a predicted model, not a curated record. Lineage: Eukaryota; Fungi; Ascomycota; Eurotiomycetes; Eurotiales; Aspergillaceae. Bases 1 to 198 code for a protein of 65 amino acids. The transcript has a single exon. Gene Ontology annotation, molecular function: transmembrane transporter activity.